Molecule: messenger RNA, 7924 nt
Organism: Fundulus heteroclitus (mummichog)
Lineage: Eukaryota; Metazoa; Chordata; Actinopteri; Cyprinodontiformes; Fundulidae
Gene: slc6a8
Product: solute carrier family 6 member 8
Exons: 13
Coding region: 865-2841 (658 amino acids)
Biological process (GO): sodium ion transmembrane transport
Cellular component (GO): membrane
Source: RefSeq, a predicted model, not a curated record
GCGACGUCACGGCGUGCAGCCUCCUCCGCUUUAAAGCCGCCGCAGCCGCGCAGACGGCACACAGACGGACCGAGCCGCAGAACCCGGACCGGUCUCUGCUCGGAUGGAGCUGUGGGGACUUCGCCGCUCCUGACCCGCUUCGCGCCGCUCUAACGGAACCGUAAGCCCGGUUCGGCCGUCCUCUGCGCCCCGCAGGCCGCCGUCUCCUCCGUGCCUCUCCGGUCCCAUGCGAUUCUUCAGACUCACAUUCAAGUGCUUCGUGGAUUGUUUCUGAAGGUCGCCCCGCAGUCCUGCUCCGUUCUGCUUUCAUUUGACCCGGUUCGACAGGAAAAAAGAGAAAAAUCAUUUCUACUAAAGUUUUUAUUUUCCGUCCUGUUGGGAAUUUAUUUUAACACGUCGUUAAAAAUAAACUGAACUCAUAAAUUAAAAGUGAAUAAAAGUGAAAUGUGUUUGUGAGCAGAGGGACUGAAGUGGACCGGGUCGGUGGGACUCCUACCUGGAGCUGGACUGUGAGAACCGGUGGUUCUGGUUCUGGUUCUGGUUCUGGACGGGGAGCAGGGAGGCGGACAGAAACGGACUGAUUCAGGGACUUGGAGCCACCGGGAAAAGCUGCAGAGUUAAAGAACCAUAAUAAGAUCCAACCUCUGGUUCUGGUUCUGUUCCGAACUGUUCGAUUUAAAGGGAAACUUGGUGAAACCUGAAGAAGACAAACCCAGCUUAGUUCUGACCGGUUCCGACUGGUAAUCUGGGUUUUACUUUGGCAAAGAAUCAGAACCCUGCAGUUAAAGGCCGCACUUCAGAACUUUGACUGGUUCCUGGUUCCUGGUUCCUGACCGGGUUCUGACGGGUUCUGUCCGCUCAGCGAUGGAGAAACAGGCUCUGCCCGCCUCCUCCUGCUCCCUGGUUCUCCUGGAGGAGGCCAGGAAGAACCCCCUCCUCCUGUCCAACACCAAUGGUUACCCCCCCACCGCCACCAACGGCCCGCUGACGGCGGCCGGCGGCGUGGUGGGCGGUGCCGGACCGGAGAAACGAGCAGGUGGGUCCACCGGGGUGGGCCCGGGGUACCAGGAGCGGGAGACGUGGACCCGGCAGAUGGACUUCAUCAUGUCCUGCGUGGGCUUUGCUGUUGGACUCGGGAACGUGUGGCGGUUCCCCUACCUGUGCUACAAGAACGGAGGAGGCGUGUUCCUGAUCCCGUACAUGCUGAUCGUGUUUGUUGGAGGAAUCCCCAUCUUCUUCCUGGAGAUCGCGCUCGGCCAGUUCAUGAAGGCUGGCAGCAUCAACGUGUGGAACAUCGCUCCGCUGUUCAAAGGUCUGGGCUACGCCUCCAUGGUCAUCGUGUUCUUCUGUAACACCUACUACAUCAUGGUCCUGGCCUGGGGCUUCUACUACCUGAUCAAGUCCUUCAGCGCCACCCUUCCCUGGUCCACCUGUGAGAACGAGUGGAACACGCCCAACUGCCUGGAGAUCUUCCACCACCAGGACUGCAGGAACGCCAGCCUGGCCAACGCCACCGUGGGCAGCGGCAACCUGACCUGCGCCGACCUGUCGGACGCCCGCUCGCCCAUCAUCGAGUUCUGGGAGAACAAAGUGCUGAACAUCUCGUCUGGUCUGGAGGAACCGGGACAGAUGAACUGGGAGCUGAUCCUGUGUCUCAUAGCCGUCUGGGUUCUGGUUUACUUCUGCGUCUGGAAAGGAGUCAAGUCCACCGGGAAGAUCGUUUACUUCACAGCAACGUUCCCCUACGUGGUUCUCAUCAUCCUGCUGGUGCGAGGAGUCACUCUGCCCGGAGCGUACGACGGCAUCAUGUACUACAUCAAACCGGACUGGUCCAAGCUGGAGGAGGCGCAGGUAUGGAUAGACGCCGGCACGCAGAUCUUCUUUUCCUACGCCAUUGGGCUGGGAGCGCUGACCGCUUUGGGAAGCUACAACCGCUUCAACAACGACUGCUACAAGGACGCCUUCGUCCUGGCGCUCAUCAACAGCGGCACCAGCUUCUUUGCUGGUUUCGUGGUCUUCUCCAUCCUGGGCUUCAUGGCAGCUGAGCAGGGCGUUGACAUCUCACAGGUCGCUGAAUCAGGUCCGGGUCUGGCCUUCAUCGCCUACCCAAAGGCUGUCAGCCUGAUGCCCGUGGCUCCUCUGUGGGCGGCGCUCUUCUUCUUCAUGCUGCUGCUGCUGGGACUCGACAGUCAGUUUGUCGGGGUGGAGGGCUUCGUCACCGGGAUUCUGGAUCUGUUUCCUGGAAAAUAUUACCACCGCUACAAGCGAGAGAUUGCUGUGGCGAUCUGCUGUUUACUGUGCUUCAUCAUCGACCUCUCCAUGGUGACGCAGGGAGGAAUGUACGUCUUCCAGUUGUUCGACUACUACUCAGCCAGCGGGAUGACGCUGCUGUGGCAGACCUUCUGGGAAUGUAUCGUGGUCUCCUGGGUCUAUGGUGCUGACCGGUUCAUGGACGACGUGGCUCGAAUGAUCGGUUACCGGCCGUUCCCCUGGAUGAAGUGGUGCUGGUCUUUCAUAACGCCGUGCGUCUGCUUGGGCAUCUUCCUGUUCCACCUGGUGAACUACAAGCCGUUGACCUACAACAACGUGUACGUGUACCCGUGGUGGGGCGAGGUGAUCGGCUGGUGCCUGGCUCUGUCCUCCAUGCUCUGCAUUCCCGUCAGUCUCCUCUACAAGCUCUUCAGAGCCAAAGGGACCUUCAGAGAGCGCUGGGCCCACCUGACCACUCCGGUGUGGGGGCCCCACCAGCUGGAGUACAUGGCCCCUGACAUCAAGUCUCUGAGCUCGCUGUCUCCUGGGUCUGACGACAACAAGGUCAUCAUCUUCGAGAGCGUUAUGUAGGCCGGACUCCGCCCGCCCAUCCCUCCCGACGCAAGAUGGCCGACCUGCACCUCCACCUGCUCUCUGUGCCGGGCUUCAUGAACGAGCUGGACUCUGAUUGGUCGCCAGCCAAAGCUUUAAAGCUCCCUUUUCCCAGAAUCCCCUGGGUCUUCUGAUGAAACCCAGCAGCUGUGUGAGUUCCCUUGUUCCUGCUUGUCCCGGCUAAGGCUGGAAACCCGUCUUCCUGCGAGAGCGACAGGUUCCGUUUGGUCUCGGGUCGGAUGGUCGGCAGGACAAACCGGAUCAGCAGCCAUGAUGGACUCACGGUCCGCUGGAACGUCCUGAAUCUGACGCUCCAGCGGACCGUUUGGAUCAUCGCUGUUUGCAGGACAGACAGAGUUCUAGACAGACGCACCGACUGCUUCCCCCUAAAGUUAAUCACAGGUCCGGUCCUGGGGUCCAACAUCAGAACCGUUUUUCUGGUUCUGUGAUGUUUGGCUGCAGGACGAAAUCUGCCUGUCAGACAGCGCUUAAUGUUCUGCUCCCUGAUCCCAGAACAGAUUCCUGACCAGAACCAGGCCUGACCGCUGGUCCUGAACCGACCCGCGCAUCUUUCUGUUCUGUUGCUCCAUCAGAACCUUUUCUUAGAGAACGAAGACAUGAAAACCAGUCGCUGACGUGAAAUCCAGGUUCUCAGAUCUUCUCAGAACCGUUGUUUGGUCUGAGGUCUGUAGCUUCGUCAUCUCUCCUCCCUUUGAGGAGGUUCUGGUCUGGGAUCGGAUCGGAUCAGAUUUCGGGCUGCAUUGUAUUGCCUAUCCUCCCUGAGUGCCAAAAGAUCUGACCUGAACAGGGCUGCAGGUUGCCAGCGAUCCGGUCGGACGCUGCGGUCCUCUUUGUCCCAGUUCUGUUAGUUCUGCUCCGGUUCUUUGGGUUUUAUCUCCACUUCCACUCGUUACCUCACUCUUCUCGAUGUUCCAUUGAGAACAAAAGACCUUCUUGGUUCUGUUCAGAACCUCCACUGAUCAGACUCCAGAAACUCGGCGGCGGGUAAUUCGGGUCUGAGGCAGACGGGCUCUGCAGCCUCAGAACCGGGACGGUUUUGGUCCGAUCGUUGAGCUGCGGCAGGACCAGCUGGAGUCCGAUGAGCGUGGAGACUCAGCCGAGCGUUGCCUUACGUCGUUGUCUUAACUUCAGAACCAAACGGUGGUGCGGCCAAAGUCUGAGCGCCCUGAGGACUUCCUGUUGGCGGUCAGCGUGUCUACAACUCUGUCUGCUGCCAGCCGGCCGGCGUCCCGCCUGGGAAAACCACUUGCACAUUGUUGUGAAAUAAUGUCGCCAAUAGUCGUAGAAAUCUGCUUUAGUUUUUGUAAAAUAAACAGAAAUGUAUUUUAUGGAGGCUUUUAUUUUGCUGAUACAUGUAAGAAAUCUAAAUAUAUUGAUGAUCUGUGUGAGCCGUACCUGAUGCAGUGUUUGACUGGAAUGAUGAUCAGGAGGUUGAGCUGAUUGUUCACGUCGUUGGCGGACACAACGCUGACGGCCUACCUCACUUCCCAUUCAGACUUUCAAAAUAAAACACCCCUAAGCUGUUUCAUGCAACUGCUGAUGUCAGUCAGCACCAACAACCAAUGAGCCGCCUGAACAGGAACCCAUGUGACCUUUAGAGCUACCACAGUUCUCCAUCAACCGCUUUUGGUGCUGCAAGGCUUUUCAGCAGGUGUCCGACCGGCUGACGUGAACAAGCAGUAAAGACCGGUGCUUUUAUUCUGGCGGGUUUGCUGCGAUGCAGUGAUGUUACGGCCGUCUGUGGGGAGGUUACGAUGUUCAAAGUGCUAAAGAGCUUUCAGAGUUUUCGCUUUAGGUGAUUUUCUGUAUUUUCCCCUCAGAGUUCCCAUGGCUCACAGAAAUCUGUAAUCUGUGUUACGUUGGAUUAGUUUCACAUUGUGGCAAAAGAUAAAACAAUCUUCAGUCAAACAGGUAAAUUAAACCUUCUGAAUGUGAUCAGGAACAGAAACAGAGGGCAGAAAAUCUCCAGCUCUUCAUCCCAAAAGCCACAAAAAUUCACCAGGAAACUAGUUGGAUGUGAUUUCCAAUCAGACGCAGCUUCAAUCUUUUAUAUCCUCUGAGAUUUAGACAGACUUUGUUGUUAUUCAGCUGCACGUCACAAUGUAGGUUUGACUGAAAUUCUGUUGCUCUGAGUAAAAACAGAAGAUUAAAGAGAAACAUUAUAAAUAUAAGUAUUUGCAUCGUUAUUUUUAUAAAAACUAUAAACUAAAACAAGGAAAUGAUUGGCUUGUGUCAUGGUAGCAGCUCUGAUCUUCCACCAACUCAUGCAAACUAAAUAAAUAGUUUAUAGAUAAAUACAACAUAAAAUUAUUAUUAUCAGAAGUUGUUUUUAAGACUAGCUGCUGACAUGUUUGAGUUUCCAGACGUAACCUCGCUACUCUUCCUAACAACACUACUGUUGAACAAACAUACAUCUGAUUAGAUUGGUAAUCUAGAAUAAAAUCUAAUCAUGAUUUUUAAUUCAGUUUAUUUCUAGCGCUCCAAUCCACUAAAUUAUUUCCAGUCAGGUUGGCUUAAGUAGACGGGGUGUCUGCCUCACAGAGCAAAACUGGGAGUUGGUUCCACAGGAGAGGAGCCCGAUAGCUAAAGGAUCUGCCUCCCAUUCUACUUUUUAAUGUUAAACUCUCAGAUGAUCUGCUCACCCUUCAUUUAUAAUCUGAUUAAUUUCAGGUUCCUGCAGCUGUUUUCUCCUGAUCUUUCCUCGUUUCUUUGUUCCUGAUAAAGUUUCAUGUAAACGUUCCGUCCUCCUGAUUAAAGGCCUGAGCUGAAGAGGCUGCCUGAACCUCAAUGUUGAGGAGAUGAAGUUUGUUGGUGAAAGCAAAGGAGUCCUCCCACCAGGAGCCACUGCUGCAGAGAUAUGUGUAGGCCAUCAUGUCUGCUUCACUUUACUGGAGUUCUACCAGGAGAACCUGCUCCAAACCCACAACAUCUAAAGGCAUCUUUAUCCAAUAAACAACGAAUAAACCCAGUUACAUUUAGCCUUCAUUUUUGGGCAUAAGGUUGAACUUAUUAGUUUGUUUAUUGAUGUAUUAUUUUUCUAAUUAUCAGUGAGAUAGAGCCUCAGCAUCCAAUCAAAUUAAAACCAAGAUCAGUAGAUCAUUAUUUCUACCGUCCUGAUUUCAAUAAUCAGACUAACCUGCUGCUCAGCCAUGGGAUAAUUUUAAAUUUAAAACUUUUAAUGUUUAAAGCAGAAUGUAUUUCAUUUUUCCUGUAUUUGUCCGGAGUGGAGCCUGGAUCACAGGAGGGGAAAAUACUUUAAAUCUGCAGCUAUUUCGAACUAAAGAAGAAUAUUAACGUUAUAAAUGCUGUUGUUUCAUGUCUGUCUGUCUGUGUGGUCUUCUGCCAAAAACUAAAUCUGGAGACAGCAUCUAAGAUGGAAACCUGCGAGAGGACGGCAUCGGCUGGGAGGGCGCAGAAACAAAGAGCUUUUAGAGGCAGACGGGCUUUUAUUCCUGAUUUCUGUCUAGAUUUAAGAGGCACAUUAAUUACCUGGAAACAUUUAUUCCUCUGUGUUACAUAUUUAAACCAAUUCAACUUGAUGCCAGAAGUAGAUGAUGAUGAUGAUGAUGAUGAUUGACGAUGAUGAUGAUGAUGAUGAUUGAUGAUGAUGAUGAUGAUGAUGAUGAUGAUGAUGAUGAUGAUGUUAAUAAGCCAUCAGUGUGCCUCCUACAACAGCCAAUCACCUCACAGGUCACAUGAUGAUGUCACAGGGACAUCGGUCAAUCACGCUAUGCAAAGAGUCACUUUGUGGGUUUUUAUGGAUAAAUGAGUCAAAGUUCAAAUGAUCUGAAGAACCGUUUGGAUCUCCAGACCGAGGAAUGUGACCCAGUCAGAUCUGAAGCCCAGAUCCAGGACAGCAGGUCAGCACCUGUCCAGGUGUUGCUACCUUAGCUCAGGUCCAAAUUCUCCUUCAAUCAGGGGAAGAUGGACGGCGAACAGUUGAGGCUGGGCAGGGUGUGUCGGUCCGGUCGUCCUCUCCAGGUUUUAACAGCAGGUUCUGUCAACAAGCUUCAGUUUGCCAAGUUCUGGUGGUGGAGAGCGUCUGGGUUCCAGAACCUUCCCUGCUGAUCUCUGAGCAGGAAAUCAGAAAUGUUUUGUUUACUGACCAUUUUCUGGCUUGUUUUCUGUCUGAACAAAGAAAAACUAGCCAAGGGUGAAAAAGUCGUAGAAGGAGAUGAUGACCCUGUCUUUGCUUUUGUCUGAAAAUGGUUAAUAUUUUGUAACCCAACAAAACCAAAAGUAUCUGGUCUGAUCAGGCCGGAUCAGCAGCGGUAAGAACAGCAGGGGGCGCUCUCCUCCAGCUGGGACACCAGCCGUGUUUGGGCUAGAAACACAGCGUAGCAAAGCUCGAAGUUUGUGUCGUUAAAAUAAGAUGAAAAUGAGAAGAAAUCUUUAAAAAGUCCGGCGACCGUUGGACAAGGUUGCAAAUUAUUGUCUUCAUCUGUGGAGAGGUGAUUUCUGGCUGCUUUGCUGCCAACUAGUGGUCAGAACCAUGCACUGCAGCUACAGCAGAUCAAUAGAAGAUGGGUUUCUCUGCUUUAAGGCAGGCAAACACUUCUAAGAUCCUUAGAGUAUGUGUCUAACUAAAAGAGGAAAUAACUAAUUUAACAGAUAAAUUUAAAACUGGGCUGUAAAUCAGUCCAGUGUAAACAGAACCAGAACAUCCCAGUCCAGCAUCUUUCUGCUGUGAAGACAAUAAUCUUCAGGACACAUUGAUCACGCGUGUUAUUAGCUCCCGUCUCUCCACACAUUGCAACACAGACGGUCUGGGAGGCAGAAAGAUGGACGGUUGGUAAUCCGGAGCGCCGCUUGUGUUUCCAGCCCAAACAGAACUUCAUGUUGUUACGUCUCUGUGGCCGUCUUCCAUCUGUAGCUGUAGACCAGUAGCUGUUACUGUAGUGAAACCUGGGCUCUCUGUUAACGAGUCACCAGCCAAACAUAAAACAAAGGAUUAACUCUGAGCCCUGAGGAUGACCCCCGGGCUCUCCUUGUGAAGAUCUGUGAUCAAAACUGAGGCAAUAAAACUAAUGUGAACAAAACA